Messenger RNA from Nerophis lumbriciformis (worm pipefish), 3104 nucleotides. It is a transcript of the gene slc44a1b, whose product is annotated as solute carrier family 44 member 1b. Gene Ontology annotation, cellular component: membrane. Lineage: Eukaryota; Metazoa; Chordata; Actinopteri; Syngnathiformes; Syngnathidae. Gene Ontology annotation, biological process: transmembrane transport. The record is from RefSeq and is a predicted model, not a curated record. Gene Ontology annotation, molecular function: transmembrane transporter activity.
GCCGCGCUGACAGCCCACCAGGAAGUGUGGCGGACAAAUCCUCCGACAUUCUGCGGCCUUUGCGACUGAAAGCGGAGGAGGCAGCGACGCCGGCCCGGACUGCUCUGACGGAGCGUCGGUACCGGCUCCGACCCGGAUUCGGCCUCCGGGUUCUGGGUUGAUGCGGGCAGUCUGCGGGGCUCCCCGCCCGCCUGUCGGCUCCACGGCCCGGGGCUGCUCGCUCCGACACGCCCGCCCUCCGCCCGCGAUGGGAUGCUGCGGGAGUGCGGAGAGGACAAAGAGAGAAUGGAGACCAAUGGAGGAGAGAAGCUGCACUGACCUGCCCUGGUUCCUGCUCUUCAUCCUCUUCUGCGUCGGCAUGGGGAGCGUGUGCGCCUACACCGUGGUCACAGGCGGCGCCGCCCGCCUGGUCAUGGGCUACGACAGCUACGGCAACACCUGCGGCCGCCGCAACCAGCACCUGGACCAGGUCCCGCUCAGCGGCCUGGACCACACCGACAGGAAGUUUGUCUUCUUCUUGGAUCCUUGCAACAUCGACAUCGUUCAGAGGAAGAUCAAGUCGCUGGCGUUGUGCGUGUCCCUGUGUCCUCCUGAAGUCCUCCACACCUACCAGGACCUGAAGAGGUUUGCCAUGGUCAACGGUUCGGAGUUGUGCUCGUACGAGCUCGCUGGUCACAAGUACCCCGCUGUGCCCGAGAGGUUCUCCAAGUGUCCCAAGCUCCCUGUCCCGCCCAGCAAGCCUCUGCCGCUCUUCAACCGCUGCACGCCGCUGGACUUGGCGUGCUACACCAAGUUCGCCCAGGCCGUGGUCACCUUCGUCAGCGACGACUCCUUCCUGCACCGAGUCAUCGCCGGCGUGGCGGCCAGUAAAGAAGUCAUCGUGGGACUUUGCCUUCUGGCGCUCGUGCUGUCCAUGAUCCUCAUGGUGAUCAUUCGCUACAUCUCGGCCGUCCUGGUCUGGAUCCUCACGUCCUUGGCGGUCCUGGCUUCUCUAGGCGGUACCGGCGUGCUGUGGUGGUUCUACGUGGACCACCGUCUCCACGGCAACGACACCCACACAAAGGUGACGGAGGAGGAGGAGGAGUCGAGGCCAGACGGGAACCAGACGCUGCUGGUCUACGCCAUCGCCGCCAGCGUCUUCACCGUCAUCUUGCUGCUGCUGAUGCUCUUCAUGAGGAAGCGAGUGGCGUUGGCCAUCGCUCUGUUCCACGUGGCGGGAAAAGUCUUCAUCCACCUGCCGCUCCUCACCCUCCAGCCCUUCAUCACCUUCCUGCUGCUGCUCAUCUUCUGGCUCUACUGGGUCCUGGUCCUGCUCUUCCUGGGAACUAGCGGAGAGCCGGUCCACAACGAGGAGACGGGCCUGACGGAGUUCCGUCUGACGGGGCCUCUGGAGUACCUGACCUGGUACCACGCUGUGGGUCUGGUGUGGAUCACAGAGUUCAUCCUGGCGUGCCAGCAGAUGACGGUGGCGGGGGCGGUGGUCACCUACUACUUCACCAGGGACAAGAAGCGACUUCCUGCGUGGCCCAUCGUGCGCGCCGCUCUGAGGCUGCUCAGGUACCACGUGGGCACGGUGGCCAAAGGCUCCUUCAUCAUCACGCUGGUGAAGGUCCCUCGACUGAUGCUCAUCUACGUCAGCAGGCAGCUGAAGGGCAAGGAGAACGCCUGCGCUCGCUGCGUGCUGAAGUCCUGCAUCUGCUGCUUGUGGUGUUUGGAGAAGUGCCUCAACUAUCUCAACCAGAACGCGUACGCCGCGACCGCCAUCAACAGCACCAGCUUCUGCACGUCGGCGCGAGACGCUUUUGUGCUCCUGGUGGAGAACGCCCUGCGAGUCGCCACCGUCAACGCCAUCGGGGACCUGGUGCUCUUCCUGGGGAAGAUACUCAUCGUCACGACGACGGCGUUCGCCGGCGUGCUGCUGCUCAACGCCCGGCGAGAUUACGCCGAGUGGCUGCUGCCGCUGGUCAUCGUCUGCCUCUUCGCCUUCCUGGCGGCGCACUGCUUCCUGUCCGUCUUCGAGAUGGUGGUGGACGUGCUCUUCCUGUGCUUCGCCAUCGACACCAAGUACAACGACGGCACGCCGGGCAAGGAGUUCUUCAUGGACAAGGCUCUGAUGGAGUUCGUGGAGAGCAGCCGGCGUCUGGAGCGCGUGGCCGGCCGCGGGCGCAGCAGAGUGAAGGCCACGCCCUCGGAGGGCGCCGAGAUGAAGCCCAUGGCUCCUGGGAGCAGCUCAGCUUGACAGAAUGAGGCCACAUUGGGACUUGUUAGACAAGAAAAGACAUUCCAGAAGUUUAUUUUUACCAACGUGUAACAUGUUUACUGUGUUUUCACUCCAGGAAAACAAUAUUUUACUAAGAAUAACCACGUAACCAAGCACUUUAUAUGGAAGCACGGCGCAGUUGGGGAUAGGGAACAAUGUUUUCUUCUUGACCUUUUGGGACGAGGACGCUUUGUGACCUCUGAUGACGACAUCUCUUCUCUCAUUGGUCGACCCUCCCGUCCUGAGUGACACUUUCACGCGGUCGCCCCCUGAGGUCACAUGACCGCCGAGGUCCUACGGCGGUCUCUGGGUGUGGGCGGAGCUUCCUGCAAUAAAAACAAAAGUCUUCCUGGCGUGAGGCGUUGAGGUCUCAAGACAGGAAGCCGGAUCUUCACGCACUCCACACUACCCAUGAUGCUCAGCCCUCGGCUCCGCCUUCUCCGUGUGACUUUCUCCCAGACGGACCAGGGUCAUGUGAUCAGAUACUAAUUGCCGAUUGGCUCACACACAAGGAAAAGGGUCGGCUCGGUCCGGACAAGUCCCAAGAAUCAGCAAAGGGGGCGGGGUCACAUCCUUCCAAGAAUCAGCCAAUGGCAGCGAAGGGGGCGCGGUCACAUCCAAUCAAGUGGAUGGAGUUAGCUAGACGGCGUAGUUGCAUGACCUGGCUUCUUCUUCACUUUGUAAGUCACGUGACUCGGUGCUGUCAUGUGACCGCACGCCAGUGUUUGGCUUUUCUCUGCAGUAAAAACUCAACUUUGUAACCUUUGACUUUUCUUCUGUUCCUGGAUUUUUUUUUAUAUUUAUCCUUUCUUAUGUAUAUUUGUUUUUCUAAGAAAAUAGUGAA